AUGGGCAAGCGCAAGUCGUCAAGCAAGCCCCAAGGCCCCAAGAAGAAGGAGAAGCUCCCGACCAUCUUCCAGUGUCUCUUCUGCAACCACGAGAAGUCUGUUUCUGUCUCCAUCGAAAAGAAGUCUGGCGUCGGGAACCUGCAGUGCAAGGUCUGUGGCCAAACCUUCCAGACCAACAUCAACUACCUCUCUGCUCCCGUCGAUGUCUACGCCGAUUGGAUGGAUGCUUGCGAUGCGGUAGCGAAGGAGGCCGCAAGGGGCAAUGCGACAACUGAGCGGUCGACAAAUCGAAGUGGAGCGCUGCCUAAAAUGACGGAUGUUGACGAAGACGGCUUCAUUGAACAGGACGAUGUAGACGCCGAGGGCGAAUAUGCAGACUGA
Plenodomus lingam JN3 is the source of this 381-nucleotide messenger RNA. RefSeq lists its product as uncharacterized. Gene Ontology annotation, molecular function: RNA polymerase II complex binding. NCBI's taxonomy places the organism in Eukaryota, Fungi, Ascomycota, Dothideomycetes, Pleosporales, Leptosphaeriaceae. Gene Ontology annotation, cellular component: transcription elongation factor complex. The record is from RefSeq and is a predicted model, not a curated record. Gene Ontology annotation, biological process: transcription elongation by RNA polymerase II.